UUAAUGAAAUUAAUUAAUUUGUACUUUAAACAUAGAAAUAAUGACAUUUAAAUUGAUAGAAAAUGUUAAUAAAGUAUCUCACUCUUGGUAGGAAUUGUGAUAGUGUCUGACCAUUCCUGAUAAAGCAAAAAAGUAAAAAUAUAAUAAUAUCGCUCGUCGUUUCCUUUUUUAUUGUCAGUUUGCAACUCGUGGUAACAUUUCUCUCAUCGUGUUUCCUAAGGAUGAUUAGUAUGAUACGAAGUUUUCUUACAACAUCCGUGGAAUGUCAUUCAAUUCUUUCUUCAUCUGGAUUCUUUCAUCAAAAUAUUUCAACAAAUCGAGCACAUUUUUACAAUGACUCAAAAUUAGAUAAUUUGAAUUUCCUCGCUGAAUUUACUCCAGGAUUUUGUGUGAAUGCAGCAAAUGUUAAAGUUAUCCAUCAUCCAAAGGAUUUCUAUAACAUUCUUUUAAAGCGUGCAUCUGCUGCCAAGGAGAGAAUUGGCCUCGCAAGUUUAUACAUUGGAGUAGGAAAACUUGAAUCUGAAUUAAUAGAAGCGAUAAGGACAAACUUGAAUAGCAAUAAAAACAUUAAAGUGAACGUUCUUCUAGACUUCACAAGAGGAACAAGAGGAAAAAUUAAUUCUAAAACAAUGCUAAUGCCUCUCCUCAAUCAAAGUGAAAACUUCAACUUAUCUCUUUAUCACACACCACUUCUCCGAGGUAUCACUAAAAGCUUAGCACCAGCAAGAUGGAAUGAGGUACUUGGUCUUCAACACAUGAAAAUUUAUCUCUUUGACGACUCCAUAAUCAUGUCUGGAGCAAAUCUAUCGAAUGAUUACUUCACAAAUAGACAAGAUCGCUACAUUGAAAUCCAGGAUAAAAAGCUCACAAGCUAUUUUUCUAGUCUUUUAGAAAAAGUUCAAGAAUUUAGUCUGAAGGUUGAAAGAAAUGGUUCCUUUAGUUUGCAUGAAAAUUGGAAUCUUCUGCCAUACAAAAGCGAUCAACAAAAGUUUGCAACCGAAGCUAAAGCAAGAAUAAGCAGCUUUUUCAAAGAAACUUUUGAAAAGCAAAGACAUGAACUUGAUAACAUUUCUAAUGAUACGUGGAUUUUUCCUACUCUCGAGAUGGGUCAGCUGGGAAUUCAUCACGAUAGUGUUGUCAUGGAAAAGAUUUUAAAUGUGUCAGAAAAGGGGUCAACUAUCAAUAUGGCUUCGGGAUAUUUCAACUUAACAGAGAAAUUGAAAGAUUUUAUUGUAAAAAAGUGCCAUGCUGACUUUAAUAUAAUAAUGGCUCAUCCAAAUGCCAAUGGAUUUAAGGGAUCAUCGUGGCCAUCGAGUGGUAUUCCAGAUGCAUACACAUUAAUUGCCAAGAAAUUCUUUAAUCUCAUCAAAGAAAAUGAACAAGAAAAUCGGAUCUCAUUGUUCGAAUAUGAGCGUUCUUUUUGGACUUACCAUGCAAAAGGAAUUUGGUAUUAUCCCGUAGAUUCGUCCUUACCUUGUAUGACAGUCGUUGGUUCGUCAAAUUAUGGCGAACGAUCAUUGAAUCGAGAUCUCGAAUCGCAAAUUUGUUUAGUAACAACAAAUAAAGAGCUGCAGCUUUCUUUGAAAAAUGAAUAUGACCAUCUUAAAGCUUACGCUUCACCCGCCGAAUUCAAUCUCCUUCAACGAAUCGUUCCAAAUUGGGUGAAAUGUGUUGUUUUACUUUUUAAAAAUUUCUUCUAAUAAAAGUUAUAAAUUUAGAAUUUAUACAGAACACGAACGUAUUUCUAUAUUAUUUAUGUUAUUUCCUUA
Molecule: messenger RNA, 1769 nt
Organism: Clunio marinus
Lineage: Eukaryota; Metazoa; Arthropoda; Insecta; Diptera; Chironomidae
Source: the annotation of a GenBank genome assembly